Coccinella septempunctata (seven-spotted ladybird) is the source of this 839-nucleotide messenger RNA. Its product is annotated as small integral membrane protein 14. The record is from RefSeq and is a predicted model, not a curated record. The transcript is spliced from 5 exons. Gene Ontology annotation, cellular component: endoplasmic reticulum. NCBI's taxonomy places the organism in Eukaryota, Metazoa, Arthropoda, Insecta, Coleoptera, Coccinellidae. The annotation marks the transcript as partial.
UAUGAAUUUAAUGUUGAUGAGUACAAAAUAGUUUCUUCUACAGCAUUUUAUUUUCCAUUCAUUGCUAUAAUUUCGACCAAGAAACAUCUCACAUUUGUAGAUAUUUGUACAGAAGUGAUACAGCUCAAAAUCAAAAAAAUGGAUCCUUGUGAAUGUGUCUGGGACCAUGAGUUUGCCAUGAGGAGAUUGCUGCAUUUGCUGAGGAAUUCUCAAACUGUUUGCACAGACACUGAAUGUUUUGACGAAGGAACUGCAACUGCUUCAGGAUCAGACAAUGUUCUGUUGAUGACUCUGAUUUUGGCAGUUUCCUUUUUCUUGUUCUUUUUCCGACCAAGAAGUGUGAGGAACGCAAUAGACUCUAAACCUAGGAAUCAGGAUUCACAUGGUGCACCGCCAAACCCACCACCAUCAACUAUGUAACGUUACCAGGAUAUGAAUUAAUCAUCUGUUAAAUUGAAGCUUCUUAUAAUGAUAUAAUUCUUGCACUCAAUUCUACUUAAAAGGAAAAUAAAUUCCUCCGACACAAAUAGGGCAAGGGUAAAUAAUUCUUAUGAUAAUUAAAGGAGUAGUGAAAAUGUGAAAACUAAACAGAAUUUUCUGAGAUUAAAAAAAUUAUAGAUAUUUUCCCUGAGGUGUAAGGGUUAUGGAUAUGUAUAUGAUAUAUUGCUUAAGCGAUUUUUCAGAUAUUGAAAUAUUUUUUGAAUUAUAUUACUCAAUUCAUUUUAAGGAAUAAGCACCAGGUGUACCUGCUGCUCUGAAAUAUUCAUUCCAAUACUUUAUAUUAUUGAAAUAAUUCUAUUCAAAUAAAAACUUGGAAAUGUUGUUAUUUCAUAUUAGAA